This is a messenger RNA of Postia placenta MAD-698-R-SB12, 4343 nucleotides long. RefSeq lists its product as hypothetical. The coding region runs from base 1 to 4221 and encodes 1406 amino acids. Gene Ontology annotation, molecular function: ATP hydrolysis activity; ABC-type transporter activity; ATP binding. Gene Ontology annotation, cellular component: membrane. NCBI's taxonomy places the organism in Eukaryota, Fungi, Basidiomycota, Agaricomycetes, Polyporales, Adustoporiaceae. The record is from RefSeq and is a predicted model, not a curated record. The transcript is spliced from 34 exons. Gene Ontology annotation, biological process: transmembrane transport.
AUGUACAACCCUCUGCAUCCGUCGCCCAAGCCUCCCGCUUUUGGAGAAGACACCGUAGUGCCCGAGGAAACAUCUUCGUACUGGUCCAGACUGAUCUUCUCAUGGCUCGACCCCUUCAUGACGGUGGGCUUCUCGCGCCCCUUACAGAAAGAAGAUCUCUGGCAGCUUCCUCCAGAUCGUCUUACAGGCAAUCUAAGUGACGAAGUCGAGCGAGCCUUUUACGACAGGUGCGCGCCCGAACAGCGGCCGGCUUUCCUACGUGAGCGCUCGCCACCGGAGCACGGGGAAGUCGUCAAGGAUUCCGCUUCCUCGACUACCGAGGCGCCGGGAGAUGAAAAGCAGGCCUUCGCCGAGAAGAGAGAUGCCAAGCUCGAGGGAAAUGCAGCACCUGAGGUACCUUCUCACACAGGGAACAAUCAGGAUACGGCGCCGGGCCCUGUCAAUAAGAAGAAAUACGACGGUUCGCUGCUCAAGGCUUUACACAAGACGUUCUUCUGGCGCUGGUGGUCUGCUGGUAUUUUGACUCUCAUCGCGAAUACGUUGACUACAACGUCGCCGCUCGUCAACAAGCUGUUUCUGACCUGGCUCACGGCGUCAUACACAUGGAGUCAUAUGUCCGCAGAGGAGCGCAAGCAAUCUGGCGAGAGCGCUCCGAAAGGCAUCGGCUACGGCAUCGGACUGGCAUUUGCGCUCUUUAUAAUGCAGGUGACGAUGACCACCGGUCUGCAAGUGCGCACGAGUGUUAUCGGCUGCAUCUUCCGCAAAUCUCUCCGCCUGAGCGGGCGUGCGCGGAUGGACCACAGCGUCGGCCAGAUCACCACGAUGAUAUCGACGGACGCCAUGCGAUUGGAGCGAGUCACUGCAUACGCGCAUAUCCUGUGGGUUGCGCCCAUACAAAUUGCGAUAGGGAUCGGUCUGCUGAUCGGGCAGUUGGGAUACUCUGCGCUGGUCGGACUCGCGGUAUUGGCCGUUGGCUUUCCCCUACAGUCGCUCUUCGUGCGCACCAUGUUUAGGCAGCGCAAACAAGGUGUUGUCGUCACCGAUCAGCGUGUUCGACUUGUUACCGAGGUCCUGCAGGGCAUCCGUCUGAUCAAGUACUACGUGUGGGAGAGCUUCUAUGCCAAUCAAGUCUGGAGCGUGCGGAAGCGUGAGCUCAACCAUAUCAGAAGACUCGGCAUCGCUCGAGCUAGUCUCAUCAGCCUUGUUGCUGUAGUACCGGUGCUCGCUGCGAUCUUGUCUUUCAUCACCUAUGCACUGAGCGGGCACGACCUGAACGUCGCCGUCAUUUUCACCGCCCUACAAUUUUUCAACAUCCUCACGACGCCGCUCCGGAAUUUCCCGCUCGUCUUCAGUGUGUCCUCCGACGCAUACGUCGCCCUCGGCCGCAUCUCCAAGUUCCUCGUGGCGGAUGAGCUUGCGGAGCCCUAUCGCAUUGAACCGAUAAGCGAGCAUGCCAUCGACGUCGAAGGUGACUUCUCAUGGGAGACCGUAAAGAAGCCUGAGGCCGGUAAGUUCGGGCGCGGAGGACGUGGGCGCGGAUCUGGUGUCAAGGAGGGCGCCAAAGAUCAGAAAAAGGAUGGAUCUGGCAAGAAGCUGACAGGUCUGUUCACGCGACGAAGAGGCAAUGAGAACACGGUGCUGCCCAUGACCGCUGUGGGCGACAAAAAAGUGGACCCAGACGAAACGUCCGAUGAGAAGCCGUUUGCGCUGAACAACCUCAGCCUGAAGGUGCCUAAGGGCUCGUUCGUCGUCAUUGUAGGAGGCAUUGGCUCUGGCAAGAGCUCGCUACUGCAAGCCUUGAUCGGAGAGAUGCGCAGAGUCAGAGGCAGUACGGUCUUUUCAUCAUCUGUUGCCUACGUACCUCAAUCAGCUUGGAUCAUGAACGCCACACUUCGCGAGAACAUCACAUUCGGACAGCCUGAUAACGAGAAGAAAUUCCAGGCGAUUGUUGAUGCUUGUUGUCUUCAGUCAGACCUCGAGAUGCUACCCAACGGCCAGGAUACUGAGAUAGGAGAAAAAGGUAUAAACCUGAGUGGCGGCCAGAAGGCUCGCGUGUCGCUUGCCAGAGCUGCAUAUUCGGGUGCAGAUAUUGUACUGAUGGACGAUUCUCUCAGCGCAGUCGACGCGCAUGUCGGCAAGGCUAUCCUCGACAAUUGUCUUCUCAACGGUCCUUUGGCUGGAAAGACCCGUGUGCUCGUUACACAUGCACUACAUGUCCUGGACAAAGCGGAUUACAUAUACGUCAUGGAUAAUGGUCUCAUUGUAGAGCAAGGCACCUACGCGGACCUGAUGAGCUCUGGCGCAACCUUCUCUCGCUUGAUGGAAGAUUACGGGAACCUUGAGAAGAAGGAAAAGGAGGUCGCUACCGUGGCUAGGGCAGAUGAGCCGGCCAUGGGUCCGGCGAAGGCAGACGCCAAAGAUGCCCGACCUCUUAUGCAGAAGGAAGAACGGAAUACAGGCGCAGUGACAUUGAAGACAUACGCGAGAUACUUUCGCUAUGCGGGCGGUCUAUUCUGGAUCGCCGUCAUUAUCCUAGAAUUGAUCUUGUACCAAGGCGCUUCAGUCGCAAACAACUUGUUCCUGGGGUUCUGGACGUCAGAGAGCAUCUCAGGCUUCACUCAAGGCGGUUACAUGGGUACCUAUGCUGCAUUGGGCGUCGCAAGCGCGGUCUUCUCGUUCUCUCUCAGUCUGUGCCUUACACUUACUACCUUAUUCGCCGGGUCGCGCAUGUUCUUCGAUGCGCUUAACGCAGUGCUCCAUUCUCCCGUGUCCUUCUUCGACACGACGCCGAUGGGCCGAGUAAUGUCCCGUUUAUCCAGUGAUCAGGACACGCUGGACACGAACGUGUCUAUGAUUGCAUAUCAGGUAACUUCGGUCAUAGGAACCGUUGCAUUGGUCUUCUAUACCUUCCCCUACCUCGGCAUUAUUUUCAUUCCGUUGCUCGUAUUCUACUAUGUCGCUGCACUGUUCUACCGCCGUACUUCCGUAGAGACGAAGCGACUGGACUCAAUCAUGCGCUCAGCGCUUUAUGCUGCGUACUCAGAGUCUCUGACCGGACUUAGCACUGUGCGAGCCUAUGCUGCCCAACGCCGCUUUGUCACGAAGUCUGAGUUUGGUCUCGACAUGGAGAAUAGAGCAUACUACAUGACGAUCGCGAUCCAGCAAUGGCUUGCUCUUCGCCUCAACACCCUUGGCAAUAUCCUCGUUCUCGGCAUUGCCCUCUUCGCCGCGGGAUUUAGAUUGUCUGUUAGUCCCAGCAGGAUCGGCGUUGUGCUUUCAUAUACAUUGAACGCGACUCUGGUGCAGACAUAUGCUCAGAAUGAACAGAAUUUCAAUGCCGUCGAGCGCGUACUACACUACACGGAGCUGCCUUCCGAAGGCGAACGAGAGACGCCCAACGAUCCUUCUCCCUCUUGGCCCGAGAAGGGACAAAUUGACUUCAAGGGCGUAGAGUUGGCCUAUCGUGAGGGUCUGCCACUCGUGCUGAAGGGAGUCUCAUUCACAAUACAGCCUGGCGAGAAGGUUGGUAUCGUAGGACGGACCGGUGCCGGCAAGAGCUCCUUGUUACAAGCUCUAUUCAGGAUCGUGAACGUCUCUGGCGGUGCCAUCGAGAUCGAUGGAUACAACACUCACAACAUCGGCCUCGACACACUAAGAGGUGGACUAGCCCUGGUUCCCCAGGAUGCUCUUCUCUUCAAAGGGACAUUACGAGAAAAUCUCGAUCCCCAAGCGACGCGCACUGACGCGGAACUCAUAUCAGCCUUACAGCGCGUCUGGCUCUUACCCCGAGAUGGCUCACAGGAUUCUGUAGCUGAAGCGAAGUUCAGCCUUGACGCGGCUGUCAGCGAUGAAGGUUCGAACUACAGCGCAGGCGAGAAGCAGCUGCUUGCGCUUUGUCGAGCCAUCGUCAAGAACAGCCGCGUCAUAGUUCUGGAUGAGGCAACGAGCAAUGUAGAUGUUGAGAUGGAUGCUAAAUUGCAGAAGACCAUCCAAACGGAGUUUGCAUCCUCAACGCUCAUGUGCAUCGCGCAUCGUCUGAACACAGUGGUCUAUUACGACAAGAUCAUUGUGAUGGAAGCUGGCAAAGUCGCUGAGUUCGACACGCCCAUGAAUUUGUUCGAUCAAAGGGAUUCCAUCUUCCGCUCUCUGUGCGAAGAGGCGGGCCUGUCGAGGCAAGACAUCGUUCGUAUCCGAGCAAGCGUCUCCACGAUGUUUACAUAGGAUAAAUUGCGAUAUUUGAGUCACAUUCCGUAUUUUCGAAUUGGAUUAGAUAGUAGUCACACCUAGUAGAGCUGAAUACCAUAACUGAUCUCGCAAUCUCCCUGUCUUGGAGACUGCAACAG